CUUUGAAGCUGAGCUAUUUUCUGGGCUGGUUUUGCUGUACAUUUUGCCUGGUGAAUCUGCAGUGCCUGCCUCGGCUCUGAUCCCCUUUGCUCUCCCCCGGCAUCCUAGACAGGGAGAUGGGCGGAGGAAUCUGCUGGAGCUCCUAGGACUUUGCAGCGGCACUGCACCUUCUUCUUCUCCCACCACCAGCUGCCUGCGUUACCGCUGAGGACCUUCCCUUGCCAGGCAGUACAAUCCCAGGGAAUAUCCUGCUCUGUACAACCAGGAGUUCAUCAUGCUCUAUGUGACAUCAAUGCUUGGAUACCUGCUGAUGCACUUGUUUGUCAUCUGUUUACAAGCUCAGGUAACUGUUCAGUCCCCACCUAAUUUUACACAGCAUGUGAGGGAGCAGAGCCUGGUGACAGAUCAGCUGAGCAGAAGGCUCAUCAGGACCUACCAGUUAUACAGCCGCACCAGUGGGAAGCAUGUGCAAGUGCUGGACAACAAGAAAAUCAACGCAAUGGCCGAGGACGGGGAUCCACAUGCCAAAUUGAUUGUGGAAACAGACACGUUCGGAAGCAGAGUCCGUAUUAAAGGAGCCGAGACGGGUUAUUACAUCUGCAUGAACAAGAAGGGAAAGUUGGUUGGCAAGACAAAUGGAAGAGGAAAAGAUUGCGUCUUCAGCGAAAUUGUCUUGGAAAACAACUACACAGCAUUGCAAAAUGCCAAGUACGAAGGGUGGUAUAUGGCCUUUACCCGGAGAGGACGACCAAGAAAAGGAUCGAAGACAAGACAGCACCAACGGGAGGUUCACUUUAUGAAGAGGAUGCCAAAGGGUCACCACACCACUGAACCUCAUAAACGUUUUGAAUUUAUUAAUUACCCUUUUAAUCGGAGGAGUAAAAGAACUCGAUAUUCAAGUUCUCGGUAGGAACUGGAUCAAAGUCCAUUCCGCAUU
This is a messenger RNA of Bufo bufo (common toad), 937 nucleotides long. It is a transcript of the gene FGF8, whose product is annotated as fibroblast growth factor 8. The record is from RefSeq and is a predicted model, not a curated record. Bases 275 to 910 code for a protein of 211 amino acids. NCBI's taxonomy places the organism in Eukaryota, Metazoa, Chordata, Amphibia, Anura, Bufonidae. Gene Ontology annotation, cellular component: cytoplasm. Gene Ontology annotation, molecular function: type 1 fibroblast growth factor receptor binding; type 2 fibroblast growth factor receptor binding; growth factor activity. The transcript is spliced from 5 exons. Gene Ontology annotation, biological process: positive regulation of cell population proliferation; limb morphogenesis; regulation of cell migration.